This is a messenger RNA of Hyaloscypha bicolor E, 1506 nucleotides long. Its product is annotated as quinone oxidoreductase putative. NCBI's taxonomy places the organism in Eukaryota, Fungi, Ascomycota, Leotiomycetes, Helotiales, Hyaloscyphaceae. The transcript is spliced from 4 exons. The record is from RefSeq and is a predicted model, not a curated record. Gene Ontology annotation, molecular function: oxidoreductase activity. The coding region runs from base 249 to 1244 and encodes 331 amino acids.
AAAUAACAUAAGCUGGCGGAUACUGAUACUGAUUCUCACAUCAGGGAAAUUGCUGAUAGCCCUAAGAUCUAAAAGGCUUACUUUCUGGCAAAUUCAGGCUAUAUCGAGCACAGAACUUUGAUUUUAAAGCUUUUGCCCCAUAUCCUCUUUCCGGGUUUCCCGGUCGACCAGCUCUCUCCCUCCCCAAAAGUCAAUUUCCCUCUCUCCCUUAAUCAAUCAAAGACAGAUCGACAGAAAUGAGUUCAACAAUGCGAGCAGUUGAUAUCAAAACCGGCAAAGGCGCCGCCACAGCCCUUUACAUCACUGACAUCCCCAAACCUACCCCAUCCAAAGGUGAAGCCAUUGUAAAAAUUAAAGCUUUCGGUCUAAACCGUAUGGAUCUUUUGCAGAGAAAUGGCCAGUACCCUGUUCCUCCUCAGGCACCGAAGACACUUGGCGUGGAGUUUAGUGGUAUCGUUGAGAGUUUGGGGGAGGGGUGUAAGGAUGGGUUUAAGGUGGGGGAUGAAGUGUUUGGAUUGGCGUAUGGCGGUGCCUAUGCGGAAUUCAUUGCAGUGAGCACUCACAUGCUUCUCCACAAACCUCAUCACCUGAAUUGGGAUGAGGCGGCGGGAGUUCCGGAAACUUGGAUCACAGCCACCCAAGCCAUGUACCUAGUCGGUAGUUUCGAAAAAGGGAAGAGCAUCCUCUGGCAUGCAGGCGCCUCCAGCGUCUCCAUUUCUGGAAUACAAUUGUCGAAAAUCGGCGGUGCGAGCAAAAUCUAUGUAACUGCUGGAUCUCAGGAGAAGAUCGAUUUCUGUGUGAAAGAGCUUGGUGCUACUGCUGGCUUCAACUACAAAACGCAGAAUUGGUCGGAGGAGAUCCUGAAAGCUACCGAUGGCAAAGGAGUUGAUGUCGUCGUCGACUUUGUCGGCGCGAACUACUUCCAAGGAAACCUCGACGUCGCGGCUCGAGAUGGAACUAUUGUCCACUUGGGAGCGAUGUCUGGAACCAAGCUACCGAAUGGUGUUGAUAUUGGUGCUUUUGUUCGGAAGAGAAUUACUUUCGUGGGAAGCAGUUUGAGAAGCAGAGACCUUGAUUACCAGGGGAAGUUGAGAGAUACGCUGGAAACUUAUUUGCCCCAGUUUGAGGAUGGGACGUUCAAGAUUUAUGUUGAUAAGGUCUUCCCUUGGGAGAAGAUUAUUGAGGCACAUGAGGAAAUGGAGAAGAAUACUUCUCAAGGAAAGAUAAUCUGCACUAUAUCUUAAGCAGAGGCACGUUAACAUGUCAACAUGUCGGGCCUGGUGUGCAGCGUAGCUUUUGUUAACUUAAUGGAUGCAAGAGGAGCUGAACCGUAGUCAAGGGCCGCAAGUUGAGAAAAUGAGAAGUAAAUGUCGUCUUUUAAGAUAGGAUAUCAAGGAUGAAUAGCAAUGGCCAGCUCAACUUUGGUCAGAUGAGUGUGUGGAUGUUCAGAGUCUCCUUGGCCAGUUCGUUCACUUAAUAGUCAACUAGUGCUAAGUUCAAUGCCUG